CGGGUCUGCUGGUCUGCACUUUCUUUCCAUAUUCCAUAGGUGUCGGCCCCACGGAAUUCUCACUUGUGCUUACAUGCACCGGGCCUACAACCGGCACCGACCGAGGCGGUCGCUUUUUAGUCGCCGGCCGGCUCUAGUGAUAUCGCCCUCCAUUUCUCUUGCUUGAGCCACUGAUAAGCUCUCCAUACGCUCUGUAGUCUGUACUUGCGAGCUCAUUCUACCUCUCCUCCACUCCUCUGUCUCUUCACCAGAAAGCUUGGAUUUUUUUCUCCUUUUUUCCUAGAGGCAGCGGGAAAAUUCUUGACGAGCGAUGAUGCUUCUGAAGAGCCGAGGUAAAUGUAUCGGCUUUACUUGUCAGUGCUACAAGCUUCAAAGCGUUGUCGCCAACUUCUCCUCCAUACCGGGUGAGCCUCCUCCUGGGGUUAAUGAAAGCAAAGUCUCCAUCCUGAAUUUGGCAAACCCUGAGAAUUCAAGAAAACUCGACAUCACACGGCAGGUAAUCGACGACGCUUGCAAAGUCCUGCAGAGUGGUUUGUGGGGGCCUGCGGUGCAAAAUGCGCUGAAUAUGUUCGAUGAAAUGCCACAAACGGAAUUAGUUAUUGGGGUCUUGAGGAGAAUCAAUGAUGCGGAUCUCGCAGUGAAUUUUUUCCAUUGGGUCGAGACGAAGGCUGAGCGUGCUCACUGCCCCGAGGCCUACGACGCCCUUCUCAUGGUGAUGGUUCGGAGCAGAAAUUUCGGUCAUCUCGAACAAGUCCUUGAAGAGAUGAGUCUUGCUGGUUUUGGUCCCUCUAAUAACACGUGCAUUGAGAUAGUCUCCAGCUGCGUGAAGUUGCAGAGACUAAAGGAAGCUUUUGAGCUUAUACAGACCUUGAGGAAGUUCAAGUUCCGCCCUGCAUAUUCUGCCUAUACCACUUUGAUUGGAGCCCUUUCGGUAAUUCCUGAAUCCCGUCUCAUGUUGACCCUCUUCCACCAAAUGCAGGAGCUGGGUUACGAAGUGACUGUCCAUUUAUUCACGACUCUUAUCCGAGCUUUUGCAAGGGAGGGAAGGUUAGAUUCAGCCCUUUCUCUGUUGGAUGAGAUGAAGAGUAACUCUUUAGAAGCUGAUAUCGUUCUCUACAAUGUCUGCAUAGAUUGCUUUGGGAAGGUCGGGAAGGUGGACAUGGUGUGGAAGUUCUUUCAUGAGAUGAAAGUUCAUGGGAUAAUGCCCGAUGAUGUUACAUACACUAGCAUGAUUUCGGUUCUCUGUAAAGCCAAUAGGUUGAGUGAGGCAGUGGAGUUAUUUGAAGAGCUGGAUAGAAAUAGAGCGGUGCCUUGUGUUUAUGCUUACAAUACCAUGAUCAUGGGUUAUGGUUUAGUAGGAAAGUUCGACGAAGCAUAUAAUUUGCUCGAGAGACAGAAGGAGAAAGGCUGCAUCCCAAGCGUAAUUGCGUAUAAUUGCAUCCUCACUUGCCUCGGCAAGAAGGGAAAAGUUGAAGAGGCAUUAAGGUUAUUUGAUCUGAUGAAGAAAGAUGCUGUCCCUAAUCUCCCGACACAUAACAUUCUCAUUGACAUGCUCUGCAAGGCAAAGAAAUUGGAAGCUGCCUAUCAAAUUAGGGAUGCCAUGAAAGAAGCUGGUCUGUUCCCAAAUGUUAUGACCGUAAACAUAAUGGUCGAUCGGCUCUGCAAAGCUCAGAGAGUCGAUGAAGCUUAUUCUAUGUUCGCAGAAAUGGACCGCAAAGUCUGCACCCCUGAUGCAGUCACAUUUUGUUCUCUCAUUGAUGGGUUGGGAAGAAAUGGGAGGGUUGAUGAAGCCUACAGGCUUUAUGAGGAGAUGCUCGACGCUGGUCACACUCCUCAUGCUGUUGUUUUCACUUCCCUAAUUAGGAAUUUCUUUAGGUGCGCCAGAAAGGAGGAUGGACACAAAAUUUACAAGGAAAUGGUUCGAACGGGUUGCUCCCCUGACCUUGUUCUCCUGAAUACUUACAUGGACUGUGUUUUCAAAGCUGGGGAGACAGCCAAAGGAAGGGCUCUCUUUGAGGAAAUAAAGGCUUGGGGUUUCAUCCCUGAUCUGAGGAGCUAUUCAAUUCUAAUUCAUGGACUCGUGAAAGCAGGCUUUCCGAACGAGACCUAUCAGUUGUUCUAUGUAAUGAAGGAACAGGGCUAUGAGCUAGACACUCUUGCUUACAACACAGUUAUUGAUGGAUUCUGCAAGUCGGGCAAGGUUGACAAAGCUUAUCAUCUUCUUGAGGAGAUGAAGACUAAAGGGUGCCAACCCACAGUUGUCACAUAUGGUUCCGUCAUUGAUGGGCUAGCGAAAAUUGACAGGCUCGAUGAGGCCUAUAUGCUCUUUGAAGAAGCUAAAUCGAUAGGAUUAGAGUUGAAUGUCGUCAUUUACAGUAGCCUUGUUGAUGGAUUUGGAAAGGUAGGAAGGGUCGAUGAAGCGUAUUUAAUCAUGGAAGAAUUGAUGCAGAGAGGUCUAAACCCAAAUGUGUACACAUGGAAUUGCUUGCUUGAUGCACUCGUAAAAGCAGAGGAAAUCAACGAAGCCCUUGUCUGUUUUCAGUCCAUGAAAGACCUGAAAUGCCCUCCUAACCACGUGACUUACACCAUCAUAAUUUGUGGUCUUUGCAAGGUCAGGAAGUUCAACAAGGCCUUUGUGUUUUGGCAAGAGAUGCAGAAGCAGGGGUUGAAGCCCAAUAUGAUCACGUACACAGCUAUGAUCUCGGGACUCUCAAAGGCUGGAAAUGUACUGGAGGCUAAUCAACUAUUCGAGCGAUUUAAGGCGAAUGGUGGCGUGCCUGAUUCUGCAUGUUACAAUGCGAUGAUAGAAGGGUUAAGUUGUGCAAGCAGGGCAAUGGAUGCAUUCACCCUUUUUGAGGAAACAAGAUUGAAAGGUCGUAGUAUACAUACUAAAACAUGUAUCGUUCUUUUAGAUGCGUUGCAUAAGGCGGAAUGUCUCGAACAAGCAGCGAUUGUUGGAGCUGUGCUGAGGGAAAUGGCACGGUCUCAGCAUGCUGCCAAGCACUGGUAAUGUAGAGGGAGAAAUUAUUCUAGUUGAAUUGGAUAUAAAUUGCUCCGAGCAAUUUAUGGAAUGGAGUCUGUUUCUGUAGACUCUUCGCACCUCCUGUUCUUUCCAAUUAUCACUCCAAAAGGUUCGGAGGUAUAAGCAAGUUUCAAAAAUGGAGUAUGAGGAACAGGAAGCAUUGAGAUUUUGCCAGUCAAUUAACCAACAGGAAAACUCGAAGUUCAGGAUGCAUUUGUUAUGUACAAAAUUCAAAAAGUUUUGUGCAUAAGUCGAGCAAUUCGGCACACUCCCUUUAAUCGGGAGGGUCAUUCUUCCAUAGGUUAGAAAGGGUCAUUUGGAAUAGACAUUUUUAAAUUUUGCCAUGUACCUUUGGUGGAAUAAGAUCAUUUACUUGUUGGAAUGACUGGAGCUGAAAUAUGGAACAACGUUUUUGCUGUUAUGCAAUACAACUAGCAGAUUUUGCCUGUUCAAGCGAAAACCGGAAAAUUUAUGGAUU
Punica granatum (pomegranate) is the source of this 3500-nucleotide messenger RNA. The record is from RefSeq and is a predicted model, not a curated record. NCBI's taxonomy places the organism in Eukaryota, Viridiplantae, Streptophyta, Magnoliopsida, Myrtales, Lythraceae.